AUGGCUACCGGUUCAUGCGCCUGCGGCCUUCUGAAAUACUCUUUCAACAGCGAGCCUCUCGUCUGCGCGCUGUGUCACUGCAACGGUUGCAAGCGAUCCUCCAGCUCUGUUUACACCCACAACCUUCUCGUACCGGCCGCCACCUUCACGACCUCGGGCAUCGCCAAGAUAUAUGGGGACAAGGGGCAAUCAGGGAAAAAUCGAUCUUUCCACUUCUGCCAGGAAUGCGGGACCACCCUUUACAUCGUGAGCGAGAACAUACCAGGGGUCGUUGUCGUCAAGGCGGGCACUCUAGAUGACUUGAGCUUAAACGAGAUAAAGUAUAGACCUACUGUUGAGAUUUUCUGCAAGGAAAAGUACAGCUGGUUGCCGGAUAUCGAAGGGGCUAGGAAGUUCAAUGGUGCCAUGGGACAUUGA
Molecule: messenger RNA, 417 nt
Organism: Fusarium keratoplasticum
Lineage: Eukaryota; Fungi; Ascomycota; Sordariomycetes; Hypocreales; Nectriaceae
Product: CENP-V/GFA domain-containing protein
Exons: 2
Coding region: 1-417 (138 amino acids)
Molecular function (GO): carbon-sulfur lyase activity
Source: RefSeq, a predicted model, not a curated record